This is a messenger RNA of Mangifera indica (mango), 2996 nucleotides long. Its product is annotated as pentatricopeptide repeat-containing protein At1g63330-like. Bases 1 to 2052 code for a protein of 683 amino acids. NCBI's taxonomy places the organism in Eukaryota, Viridiplantae, Streptophyta, Magnoliopsida, Sapindales, Anacardiaceae. The transcript has a single exon. Gene Ontology annotation, molecular function: protein binding. The record is from RefSeq and is a predicted model, not a curated record.
AUGCGCAGGAAUAGGGCCAAACUUAUUAUGCGUCUGUCCCUGUACAUUUCGCGUCGCACAAAUCUCUUUACGGCCGUUCGCCAAGGAAUUUCAGGCUCCCUCCCUUCACAGGUCCGCUCUUCGAAAAUGUUUCUUAAAACUUCAAUUAUUUCCUUUAAAUCAUCUUUGAAUGUUAGAUUUUCAUCUUCAUUCAUUCCUUCGUCACUGAAAUCAGCCAAACGCACCACUAUUAUUAAACACCUUUUUCAACUUGAUAAUUUCCUCCAUGUAAACUGCAAGUCGGGUAACUUUUCUCUUCAUGAAGCUCUUGAUUCUUUCGAUUACAUGAUUCAUAUGGACCCCACUCCUGGUAUGUCAUCUUUCAAUAUUUUGUUUUCUGCACUUAUUAAGAAAAAAUAUUACGAUGAAUUCCUUGUGCUGUACACGAGGUUCGUUUCAGCUGGGUUGUUGCCUAAUUUGAUUACUUUGAACAUUGUUAUUAAUUGCUUAUGCAAAAUGGCCCGGGUUUCUGACGGUUUUGUGGUUUUUGGGAGUAUUUUUAGGAGGGGUUUUUACCCUGCCGCUGUGACUUUUACUAGUCUGAUUAAUGGUCUUUGUAAGGAGGGCAAAAUUAAGAAGGCGAUUGAAUUGUUUGGAAAAAUGGUUUCUGUUGGAUGUAGGCCUGAUGUGGUUACAGUUGGGAGUUUGAUCACUGGCUUGUGUCGAACAGGUAAUGUCACUGUUGCCCUUCAGUUAUUUGAUGAAAUGAAUAAUGGGAAUGGUGAAUUUGGUGUCAUUUGCAAGCCUAAUGUUGUUUGCUAUGCUGCUAUUAUUGAUGGUCUUUGCAAAUAUGGGUUAGUAGACAAGGCGAAGAAACUGUUUUCAGAAAUGAAGUCCAAGGCUGUUAAUCCAGAUGUGAUUACUUACAACACUUUAAUUUACGGAUUGUGCAAUACAUCUAACUGGGAGGAGGCUAAAACUUUAUUUGCAGAAAUGUUGGAUGAAGGUGUAAAGCCUAAUGAGGUGACAUUUACUGUGGUUAUGGAUGAACUUUGUAAGAAUGGGAGGAUUGAUGAAGCCAAUGGAUUGCUCCAACUAAUGAUUAAUAGAGGUAUUCACCCCAACACAAUUACUUACAAUGCAAUUUUAAGUGGUUACUGCUUGGCAGGUAGAAUUGAGGAUGCAAGAAAACUAUUUGAUUCCAUGGAAAGUAAGGGGUGUAGGCCUAAUGUUUUUAGCUUCAGUAUUUUAAUGGAUGGUAUGUGCUUGGCAAAUAAAAUUGAUGAUGCUAAGGAAUUGUUUUCUUUGAUGUUGAGUAAGGGAUGCAAACCUAAUGUUGUUAGCUACACUACGUUGAUCAAUUGGUAUUGUAAGAAUCGAAAAGCUGAUGAAGCUAUUUGUGUUUAUAAGGAAAUGACCUCAAAGGGAAUUCAGCCAACAAUCGUUACAUUUAACACCUUGCUAAAAGGUUUUUUCAUGUAUGGUAAAGUUGGACAAGCAAAAAAACUAUUUGGUGAGAUGCAACUUAGUAAUGUUCCUCCCAAUUUAAUUACGUAUAAUAUUCUUAUUGAUGGGUUUUGCAAAAAUGGUUGUGUUUUGGAGGCUGUUGAACUGUUUCAUUCUUUAAGAAACGGAAACAUUCAUCCUGACAUCUUUACUUUCAAUAGUCUCAUUGAUGGUUUGUGCAAAACAAGAAGACUCAAUAUUGCUUUGGGACUAUUUAACAGAGGGCGCAAUGAAGGAUUUGUUCCAGAUGUUGUGACAUAUAACAUUCUGUUGUAUGGACUUUGUAAAGAAGGGAAGUUGGAGAUGGCAAGUAAUUUGUUAUCAGAUAUGGAGCAAAACGAUUGUGCUCCAAAUUGCAUCAUUUUUAAUACUCUUAUGUCUGGUUUCUUGCAAAAUAAUGAGACUUCAAAAGUGGUAGAACUUCUUCACAAAAUGAAAGAGAGAAAUGUGAAGCCAGAUGCAUCCACGGCUUCAAUGAUUCUAGAUUUACUACAAAGGUAUAAAAACUACAGUGAAGUCCUAAAUUUGCUACCAGCGUUCUCAAACCAAGAACCUACGGAUAGUUGAUUGUCAAGUAACUGCAUUUUCUGAGGGAGUACAACUUAUCACAAGAGUCUUGCCAGAUGUCAAAGUUUUUAUGUAAAGGUUUGUGCUAACAUUGUAGUGCUCAAUAGGAAAAUAUGAAAUUUCGGUCUCCUUAUUAGGAAAAAAAAAAAUCAGUCAACCAAUAAAUAUCCAUGUCAACCUUAAAUUGUGCAUGUUAACCAAGAAAUAUCCUGGUCAUGAUUUCUAAAUUAAAACAAAAAUCUAAAUUUAAAUGGUUUUAAAGGUUGGACCUGUUUCUGUGUAAGAGAAUGCAAGUUAGGUUUUUCAAUAGGAAAAUAUGAAAUUUCGGUCCUUGCAUUUAAAAAAAGAAAAAUUUCAAUUUUUUUUAUUUAAAAAACUAAUAGUUUGGUACAUUCAAGUGUUGUUAUUUCUAAACUAAAUCGUUAUAUUUUAUUGACUGCAAUCCACAUUUGAAUCCUCUUAAUCUGAGUAAAGUUGCAAGAUGAAUAGUCGAUGGUGAAUUUUGCAUCCUUAUCUAUGUUCAGUCCAGUUUCUCUCCUCAUUUGCAAAACCCAUGAGGGUAUUAUACUAAAUAAUACGUUAAUAUUCAAACUCACUAGUAUGGUAGUCUGCUUGAAGUCUAUUAUUUAUUACGGUAUCAGAAUUCCCGAAGUCAUUAGUACUAGUAUGGUUGAGUCUAUGUAUUUUUUCAUGUUGGAUUAACAUGUUUCAUGAUAGCUGUUAGAUUAAUUAUUUGAACACCAAGUAAUGAAUUAUUUUGUGAACUUAAUUAAUUCUAAAAUGAUAUUAAAUUAGUGUAAUGAUACUCAACCCAAGAUAUUAAAUUAAUUCUAAAAUGAUAUUAAAUUUUGUGAACACCAAGGGAUUGUUUGUCAUCAGAAUCUUAUAAGAUUUAUCUAGGAAGUCAAGAUGAAACAGUGAGGGUUUGGUAUUGUCUCUUUGUC